AUGCCGAUCUUACCUCUGCAUCGAAAACCCUCGCACAAUUGUCUCCAUGAUCCGUCGCUAUCCCACAAUAAUCUUCGAACUGUUUACAACACCUACACCACAUUUGCCUAUCAAUGCCACCAAGCCACUGUCUCAGCUCUGUCCACUAAGCUUCAGAAGCUGCUAAUGUUGUACCGCAGGUUGCUGUUGUCGAAACUGGUACAUAUCGGUCCGGAUUUUGGCUCCCCUCCUAAUUUCAGGUCUCGGCUCUGCAACGAUUAUCCCGACAAGUUCAAGAUUGUGGAUACUUCCUACGGAAGAGCUGUAGACCUUGUCUCGUGGGAUCACGAAUUGGCGAAGCAAAUGCCGUCUCCUGAGGUUGAUAGGGGUUUGAUCGUUGAUCGUCCUUUGCGGUAG
Messenger RNA from Microthlaspi erraticum, 396 nucleotides. The record is from the annotation of a GenBank genome assembly. NCBI's taxonomy places the organism in Eukaryota, Viridiplantae, Streptophyta, Magnoliopsida, Brassicales, Brassicaceae.